UGGGCCCAACACCCACCCACCCACAUCGCGUAUGCGAUGCAUCUCACAUCUGAAGUAAGUAAACACACACACACAUCAAGUCCCAGCCAGAGAUAUAUGCGACACACGCACAUCACACACACAGACCAGUACAUAGAAUAGACGACCUAUACAAAAAAACUAAUCAAACGCAGUCAGUCUGCCUGUCUGCCCAGUCAGUCACAGGUGGGCCCUCGCCACGACUGUCUGCUCCACACAAUAAGUAUAUACUAUGUCACUUGGCCGGGGCCCCCUUGGCCAUUUUCUUCUUCUCCACUCGCUGCUGCGCCCGCCGGCUGGCCCGACUGCCGCCAGAUGACGCAGACCCAGCACACACGGAGGCGGACGCCUUGGAAGCGACGGCACUGACUAGCCGCACCACCUGCAGACAGACAGACAGACAGACAGAUGGGUGAGUGAGUGAGUCGGUUUUGGUAUCGCUCACGGGGUGGUCGUCGUCGUCUGUCGUGUACCACAGGUGACCGGCAUCCAUCAGCCGCUUCAGACGCUGGAAGCAGUCCAGCUGUGGCCACGCACCGCACGCCACACAGACAGACAGACAGGCAGACAGGAAGGAAGGAGGAGCGCCGUGUGCAGAUGAUCCCUGUAAUAGCCCAUGGCUGUACUUACCUGUGCGAUGCGGUCGGCCAUGAGGUUGCUGUGGGUCUUGCCAGCGGAAACCUGCUCGUCGCCAUACCUGCACACACAGACACAUGGAGAGAGAGUUGGCAGACAAACACGUCCCGCACACGCCCACAACCGCACCCACGCACUCAUUCGUCGGUUGGUUCGUUCCCUCACACACACUUACUUGACGAUUUCCACGAGGAUUUCCGCCGCCAUGUCGCGGUAUUCUUCCUCGCGCAUCGUCACCUCCCCAGUGACGAAGCCCACCAGCGUCUGGCACACGGCGGCGGGGAGGGCCUCAUACUCGGCCAACUGCACACACACACAGGCACACAGCCAUCCCGUAUCGUGGCCAGCAGGUGUGUUGGAUUCAACCUUGCCUUGUGGGUGUGUUGGCGCGAAAUGAGCCAUAUGGUUUCGAUGCAGCGGCGGGCCACCAUACCCUUGACGUAGUCGACAGGCAUGCCGCGCAGCCCCCGCACGUCCCACUCGUUGCGUCCCAGCUGCCCGUCUGAGUCGCACAUGCGCCGCAGCAGCACCGGCACAACACCGUGGUCCAGAAGCGCCGACAGAUGACCUCCACCUGCAUGUCAGUCCAACACACACACACACACACACACACAGGUGUGUUGUUUGAGCCUCCCUCCCCCUCUCCCUCCCUCUCUCCCUCCCUCUCUCCCUCCCUCUCUCAAUGAAUUCAAUUGUGGAGGUGGCGCGCACGUGCGAGAGCGCGCGGGACGUUGACGGCCAUGCUCAUGUUGACGUAGCCCCAGCCGAUGUUCUUGGCCCCCAUGGCAGACACCAGACCCGCCAUGGCCUCGGCCCUCGGCAGAUGCUCAAACAACGGACCCAACACUGCACACGCACAGACAAACACACACGCACGCACAGCUGUCCGUUCUCUGUCAUGUACCUACCUACCGACCUUGUUUGCCCUUGUCCUCGUCGCCCUCGUAGACUACUUGCAUGGUGAGCAUGCGCCCCAGCACAUACACCGCCGCCCACUGGGCAACCGGAGUGCUGCCAGGGGACGCCAGCACGGACACCAGCGGCUCCAUGUGCGGCCUCACACGCGCCUUGAAGGCAUCCACACGCAGCUUCUCCGAUACCUCCUCUUUGCAAGCCACCACACACACACACACACACACACACAGAGAGAGAGAGAGAGAGAGAGAGAGGUCGCAGUGUGACAGGCAGCACACAGUGGGGUCCGGGGGCCGUCACCUUUGCUUACCCGACUCGUCUGCUCGUCGACUGACCUCUGCAUUAGCAAGCAGACGGAAUGCCAUCCAUUAAAGGGGCCGAGCCCGGACUCCCACCCACCCAUACACACACCUGUGAGCCUGGCGAAGCUUUGAAUGGACUCCAGGAGGCCGGCGAUCCUGUUGGCUCUCCUCUUCUCGUCCACUCCCCCCUCCAUCUGCUUGUCGCUCAAGAUCACGCUUGUCGCCUCCCCGAACAGCCGAUACCGCUCAGCAAGGCACGGCCUAUCGCGCCGGGCCUGCGUCAGGAGGUCGAUGGCGGAGUCAGCCAGCUCGAUGUGCUCGGGCGUCAUGGCCGCGACGGCAGCACGCGCUAGGAGGUCGCCGUGGCUUUCUGUGAUGGCCUCGCGGACGGCCGUGGCUUUCUCGUCCGGGGCCGAGCCCACCGAGUUGUGGUCUCGCAUCGCCCCGCUCAGCAUGCUGAACAGACCCAUCUCGAUGAAGGGGCGGUCCGCACUCGGCGCUGCGGGGAUGGCCUCCUUAAGGCGGCCCACCUCCCCCAACAGCAGCUGCUGGCCGGCCCCGCCCGCCAAGAGGUCGCAAUGGAUCUCCGACAUGGCCGCCAUGACCAUCGCUGACCGGCGGGCGAGCAAUCGCUUCUGGGGGUCGGCCGACGUGUUGCACAUGGAAUGCACCAGGCUGCUGCGGAGGCCCUGGCCGACAGCGUCUGCUUGCAUGGCCUUGAGGCUGUCCCGCACCGCUUCGUUCUUGGACCCGCCCGCCUUGUUGAGGUGACUGAGCAGCCGAUGCAGCUCACGGAGGUGCUGGCACCGCACGGCCGCGCCAUGAUGCGACGAUUGGAAACCUCCCGCGGCGGCGAGAAGAUCCAAGAGGGGAACACCGUGAGGCGUGCUGAUGUGACGGUCGGACACGACGAAAAUGGCUGCUUGGAGGAGGCUUAACG
This is a messenger RNA of Vitrella brassicaformis, 2811 nucleotides long. NCBI's taxonomy places the organism in Eukaryota, Vitrellaceae. The record is from the annotation of a GenBank genome assembly.